Adineta steineri is the source of this 477-nucleotide messenger RNA. NCBI's taxonomy places the organism in Eukaryota, Metazoa, Rotifera, Eurotatoria, Adinetida, Adinetidae. The record is from the annotation of a GenBank genome assembly.
AUGGCCUUGUUAUUGAUUUCAAUUCCUCGUGUCUUAUUAUUUUUUAUGCUUAUUCAAUCAGUUUCUCUCUAUCGAAUCUAUGCAUUAGAUGAUAAUCAUCCGAAUUCAUUACAUCAUUCAUUAUCAUCUCCUAUCGAUGAAACAAUUAAUCAAGUAUUACCUAUAAAAUAUCCUGGAUAUGAUAAUGAUGAUGAUGAUGAUAUAAGUGUCAAUACCAAUAGUGAUGAAAAUAACGAUAAUUUACCACCAUGGAUGUCAUUAGUACCAGAAACGAAACAACAAUCUAUUUGGAAACGUUCGAAACCAUUCACACGUCAAUCAGCAAAGGCUUUACCACAACGUCGUAAUUAUCGACCUCAUUGGAAUCCACUUGUAGCUGCAUAUAAACGAUGUGGUGAAUUAUCAAGACCCGAAGAACGUGAAUCUUGUUUCAAGGAUGCUGUUCAAAUGCUUUUUGUGCAUAAGCUAAGAAAAUAA